GGGCUUUUGGUGGGACAGCAAGGUACAGCCAACUCGCUGAAUCUCAUCUCAUUCUAUUGGCUUCUGAGCCCUGUCUGCUAAAGGUACAGCCAGCCAAUCAGUGAAUUGUUUUAUAUUGUUGCCGUGGCUCUGAGAUCUGCCUGGUGCUGUGAAGAAAACGUCUUCCUUCUGAGCCCAUCUUCCAGUCCCCACUCUGUCACUUUUUACAUGACUAGGACUGUCACUGCUCUCCAUUAAGCCAUCUGCCUGUCACAGCCUAUUAUCACCACCUCAUCUACAAUUCACACCUCAUAAUUGGCUGUCGCUGUUCUCUGUCUGAUUCCUAAUUGGACGUCAGCCAUUAACCUCCUCCCUGACUGGCUCCCUGGAUUAUCUUUGAUUUUUGACCUCUGCCACAGCCAACUACGACUACGGCGAGGUGAGAAUGGAGCAGGUGUAUGCGUCAGGGAUGGCCGCCAAGUUGCGGAGCCAGUGGGACCGGGACGAGGGUCUGGGCCAGAACCACAAUGCAGUCAAGUUCCAGGGACAGGACUUUGAGUCGCUGAGGGCCCGGUGCCUCCAGAGCCGCAGCCUGUUUGAGGACAGCCUGUUCCCCUGCGCCGCCUCCUCUCUGGGGUUCAAUGAGUUGGGACCACGCUCCUCCAAGACCCAGGGAGUACGCUGGAUGAGACCUACGGUGAGAUGAUACUGCGGCUAGGACUGCCUGUUCCUUAUACUUACUGAGCCUCUUGUAGUUUAACCCGAGCAUAUUACCUGACCAGGAAAAACUCACCUACUGAACCUAGACCGUAUCUGAACCUUACUGAGAUGAAUCUUAGUCCUGAUCCUUAAAGGCGCCCUAUAAGUAUUAUAUAAGACUAAAGACUAUUCUCAGAUGACUCGUGUGACGUGCCUGUCUAUCCUAAUGCUCUUCACACUCCGUCUCUCCUCAUUCUCUUCCAUAAUGCAUCUCCUCCAGCACCUCGCCCCUCAGAACUGUAUUAUUGACAUCCCUGGAGAGAACAAACACCGUACUGCGCUUCUCUGCAGCUCAAAAUGCGGAAAGAGCUUUUCAUAGCUUAGCUAACUAGCUCUCACGCUGUUCUGUGUUGAGUUAACUGUGGAUGAGGGAUGGUUGGGAGGCGGAGAGAGUAGAUGCAUUACUCUAUAGUUUAGCAGGAAUGUCUCAUCCAAAGAGUUAUUGUUUUUAUAAUAUAUUCUAUGAGUCACUUGUGUGAUUGAUGAGGACUCCGUUCGCCAUGACAACAAGGAUGACAGGGAUUACCAGUGCUGCAGUGUCAACACUGUGGUGAAAUAAAAAAGUGAAAUGUCGGCCUACCUGUCACUGCUGUGUGUGUAUGUGCAUGUUUGUGAGCAACAACAACCUUGCAUAUCUUACCUCUCUCUUUGUUCUCUCUCCCCAUCUCUCUCCCCCUCUCUCUUUCUUUUUACAGGAGAUCUGUACCCGUCCCCAGUUUAUAGUGGAUGGAGCCACUCGCACUGAUAUCUGCCAGGGAGCUUUAGGUGAGUGAGUGAGUGAGUGAGAGAGAGAGAGAGAUUUUAUUUGAUUUGUGUGUGAUUAGGAUGCUGCCUUUUGGUAAGCUCAGAGAUUUGAUUGCUAUCUUGGUACUCUUGUGUUGUGUUUUCCUCUAAACACUGUAGGGGAUGCAUAAUGUAUACUCUGCUCUGCUUUCUCACAUCUUUAAACAAAUGAACAACCUCCCUCUGGCUGACAUGCACUGGUACUAUACCACCUCUACAGUAAACAUAGGAAAGGUAUACAUGUUGCCUGGUACUGUAUCACAUACUAAACACUGAGCUGAAUGGUUGAUUUGAAAGUCUUCUCAUCGCUUGGUACUGAAUAAAAUGCUGAGUUAACUGGGAGAGAGCUGCCUACCUCUCUUAAAUAUGGGGCAUGCCAAGCCCAGAAAGAGGAAGUGGCGUGCUCAACUCUAAAGUGUUUAGUAGCAAAAAGUAUUUGGGUGCCGGAUUCAAAAGGCAUACAUCCGAGAAAAGGAAAAAACCUGCACUCACUGGAAUAUUCUUUAAGUUUGAAUGUAUUUUUAGCAGUAGCAGACAGCCUUGGUCAGCGUUUGGAUAACAAUAGGCAUUCACCCAUAUUUAUAGAUGACGUCACAUUGUAGUACUGCUUCUUUCAUUUUUCACAGUCAUUAUUAACAUUCAUUACUUAUAUACAUUAUUUGCAUACAUUUUCUACUGUUUUCCACAAGAACUUCAAAAUAACAGGAAGCAACCUAACAGAACAGCAUGCCGAACCCAACCAUGGUGUCUCCUGUGGGCUUUUGAGCCUAUGCCUCUACCCUGCAUGGGCAUUGUAUUAUAUAGCCUCUUCUCUUAGAGUUACGGUAGGUCUAGUGAUUGAAUCAGCAUAGGUCCAGACAGUUCAAAUUCAAACACACUCCUUGGAGGUUUCAUAGCGUCAGGAUGAAGUGUGUGUUAACAGAUGCUCUGAACCCUCUCUCUUUACGGUUUCCUUAUGAGGUGCAUUCAAGGUUUCACCACUUAAGCCUGAAGUGCUCCGUUCCCACAGCAGUGAGGAACAGACUGCAGUAUCUAUCUGUAAUGAAUAAGUCAUGUGUAAGAUGACAUGUUGUUGUCAGUUAGCUUCACCUAGCCUUGAGGCUAGAAAUUAUUCAAAAGAAGAACAGUUGGGAACUUUUGAAGAGAUGAAUGAUGAACAGGGCCAGGAGUUUUUCCUUACCGUGUUACUAGAUCAGGAAAAACUCUUGGCGUUACUUGUAUGCUAUGACUAGCGGCCAGAGUAUUUCCAGGCGGUCAGAAAAAACUCAAACGACUAAGGGACUGAUACAAUGCAUUGAUAUCAUUAACACAGUCUACCUAUGACUGAUGUAAUAUUUUGUGUGUGUGCCUGCUUGUGUACGUGUGUGUGUGUGCGUGUGUGUGUGUGUGUGUGUGUGUGUGUGUGUUUCAGGUGACUGCUGGUUGCUGGCAGCCAUAGCCUCGUUGACUCUGAACGACAACCUUCUCCACAGAGUGGUGCCUCAUGGUCAGGACUUUGGAGGCCAGUACACUGGCAUCUUCCACUUCCAGGUCAUCACACACUCACUUCCUGUUUCUGAUUUGACCAUCUAUACGAUAAUAUACAGUACCAGUCAAAAGUUUGGACACACCUACUCAUUCCAGGGUUUUUCUUUAUUUGAACUAUUUUCAACAUUGUAGAAUAAUAGUGAAGACAUCAAAACAAUGGAAUAACAUAUAUGGAAUCAUGUAGUAACCAAAAAAGUGUUAAACAAAUCAAAAUAUAUUUUAUAUUUGAGAUUCUUCAAAGCAGCCACCCUUUGCCUUGAUGACAGCUUUUCACACUCUUGGCAUUCUCUCAACCAGCUUCAUGAGGUAGUCACCUGGAAUGCAUUUCAAUGAACAGGUGUGCCUUAUUAAAAGUUAAUUUGUGGAAUUUAUUUCAUUCUUAAUGAGUUUGAGCCAAUCAGUUGUGUUGUGACAAGGUAGGGUGGGUAUACAGAAGAUAGCCCUAUUUGGUAAAAGACCAAGUCCAUAUUAUGUCAAGAACAGCUCAAAUAAGCAAAGAGAAAUGACAGUGCAUUAUUACUUUAAGAUAUGAAGGUCAGUCAAUCCGGAAAAUUUCAAGAACUUUGAAAGUUUCUUCAAGUGCAGUCAUAAAAACCAUCAAGCACUAUGAUGAAACUGGCUCUCAUGAGGACCACCACAGGAAAGGAAGACCCAGUUACCUCUGCUGCAGAGGAUAAAUUCAUUAGAGUUACCAGCCUCAGAAAUUGCAGCCCAAAUAAAUGCUUCACAGAGUUGAAGUAACAGACACAUCUCAACAUCAACUGUGUGAAUCAGGCCUUCAUUACAUUUUUGUCAUUUAGCAGACGCUCUUAUCCAGAGCGACUUACAGUUAGUGAGUGCAUACAUUAUUUUUUUCAUACUGGCCCCCCGUGGGAAUCAAACCCACAACCCUGGCGUUGCAAACGCCAUGCUCUACCAACUGAGCUACAUCCCUGCCGGCCAUUCCCUCCCCUACCCUGGACGACGCUGGGCCAAUUGUGCGCCGCCCCAUGGGUCUCCCGGUCGCGGCCGGCUACGACAGAGCCUGGAUUCGAACCAGGAUCUCUAGUUGCACAGCUAGCACUGCGAUACAGUGCCUUAGACCACUGCGCCACUCGGAAGACCUUGGUCGAAUUGCUGCAAAGAAACCACUACUAAAGGACACCAAUAGUAAGAAGAGACUUGCUUGGGCCAAGAAACACGAGCAAUGGACAUUAGACCGGUGGAAAUCUGUCCUUUUGGUCUGAUGAGUCCAAAUUUGAGAUAUUUGUUUCCAACCUCUGUGUCUUUGUGAGACACAGAGUAGGUGAACGGAUAAUCUCUGCAUGUGUGGUUCCCACCGUGAAGCAUGGAGGAGGAGGUGUGAUGGUGUGGGGGUGCUUUGCUGGUGACACUGUCAAGGAUUUAUUUAGAAUUCAAGGCACACUUAACCAACAUGGCAACUGACCAAGAGGGAUAGUGAUGGAGUGCUGCAUCAGAUGACCUGGCCUCCACAAUCACCCGACCUCAGGCCAAUUAAGAUGGUUUGGGAUGAGUUGGACAGCAGAGUGAAGGAAAAGCAGCCAACAAGUGCUCAGCAUAUGUGGGAACUCCUUCAAGACUGUUGCAAAAGCAUUCCAGGUGAAGCUGGUUGAGAGAAUGACAAGAGUGUGCAAAGCUGUCAUCAAGGCAAAGGGUGGCUACUUUGAAGAAUCUCAAAUCUCAAAUAUAUUUUGAUUUGUUUAACACUUUUUUGGUUACUACAUGAUUCCAUAUGUGUUAUUUCAUAGUUUUGAUGUCUUCACUAUUAUUCUACAAUGUAGAAAAUAGUAAAAAUAAAGAAAAACCCUGAAAUGAGUAGGUGUGUCCAAACUUUUGACUGGUAGUGUAUAAUAAUAUACAGGUGCCACAUACCGGCGAUAUUCCCGUGAGCUUCACCCUCUAAACUGCUCAUUGGGCGCAGCACUGCGGCUGCCCUCUGCUCCAGCAUCUCCAACCUAAUGUGUGUUUGUGUGUGUGUAUUUCGGGGGGGGGGGUGGGGGGGCAAGCUUCCUGCUUUUGCCAGGCCUUAUCACGAUGACCUUUGCAUUGUACACAAAACCAAUCCUCUGACACAGAGACACACCUAUCAAUCUCUGUAUAGGACUCAGCUCUGGGACCUUAAAGCAGCACCACAGUUGCCCUCUAAAUGGACGUCCCCAUGCAUGGGCGACCAGGUGGACGUUACACAUGAUUAACCCGUGUGUGUGCCCACUGUAGCGGCCCUCACUUUCACUCAGCCUUCCUCUCACUGAACCCUUUGAUGGCAGCCACAUGCCCACAUUAAUAGAGUCAGACUCAGCUGGGGGCCAGGGUGCCAGGACAGAGAUGGAGAGACACACACAGAGACGUGAGCCAAUACGGAGCCUGCUAGCAUAGUGCUGACCACUGUCCACUGCCCAGUCAUUCAGAGUAACCAUUACUGCUGCUACACUGAGCAGCAGGCAGCCAAGCUAAAUACAGCACACCCAUCAUCAACACAUGCAUUAAUGCAAACACAGUACUAUAACAAUUGCAUACCACACAGAAGUACACUACUAACACACUAAAAUAGCCUUUUUCUCUGUGGGGACCCGGUGAAAGUGGGUCCCCACUUGUCAGAAUUGUACUUGUUAUACUAUCCACAAAGAUAGUAAAACCAAGAACAAACACUGUCUAAACCCAAUAAUACAGUGUUCUUUUGAGAUCCUGUGCCAGAUCUCAUAAGCCUGGGUGACUCAUCCUCCCAAAUGUAAUUGGAUGUUCUUAUUGGUUUAACCAGACAAAAGGGGAGCUGUGCUGUGCUGCACUGCAGACUCUGGGAAUGCAGUAGGUAGCUUAGCUAGGCGCAGAGAUGAGCUGUGAGACUAAACAAAUCCUGUAUUUUAAAACAGACUACAGUAUGCCUAUAAUUUUCAGUUUUGAAAUCUCUAGGUUCUUGAUAUUCUUAUCAGAAAUUGAAAGGGUAAAUGAACUGCGCAGUUUAAGUACUGCGGCUCUAAGACAGAUUACACUCACUCAAGCUCGCUACACAGAUGUAGUUAUUUGGUUUACUUUCCUUGUAGCCAGCACUGGUGUGUUUAUAUCAGAUAUUGUUGUGAUAAUGUUGGGGUCAAUUUCAGUUCAAUUCUCCUGUCCGUUGAACUGGAAUGCAAUUCAGUUCCCAAAUUGAUUGGAGUUUAUAUGGAACAGACCCCAACUCUGCUAAAUAGAUACUGUAAGAUAUAGUUAUGAUAGGGUCGAAUCUUAACUUCCACCUACGUCAAAUUUUGACAUCAAUGUAGGAUUUGCCCCAUAAAGGCUAACAGAGUAGACAGUGGCUCAUAGUUUGGUUCCCCCUCUGUGUGUGUUGGUGGGGUAGGGGGUGUUGUGAUACUUCUGUGUCAACCCAGCCGGUCGGAUGAUCCUGUUCUGCGGUCGACCGUACUCUGUGACCCGACCGCACAGUCCCAGCAGUCCCUUUAGCCUUGCAGAGCAUGCAAAAUUAACCAUACAUCACUCUCUGUCUCACACACACACACACACAAAAUAACAGCUCAGCUGUGGCUCUCUGCUGUAAUAAUGUAAUGUAAUGUAAUAUGCCAUUUAGCAGACGCUUUUAUCCAAAGCGACUUACAGUCAUGCGUGCAUACAUUUUUUGUGUAUGGGUGGUCCCGGGGAUCGAACCCACUACCUUGACGUUACAAGCGCCGUGCUCUACCAGCUGAGCUACAGAGGACUGCUCUACAUCUCCUCCCCUUGCCACUGUUUGGGAGUCACGAGUCAGAACAGUGUGAAUCUAAUUAGGUGUCAUUGUAACUGCUGGUUUUGAAGCUUGAGAAAAAUGACUUUAGUAUUGUUACAUUUGUGUAUCCCAGAGCCAUAUACCUAAAACUCUAUAUAAUGUUCUGGUGUCCUUGAUGUGAUUUGGUGGUGGUGGAGUUAUAUUGCCUUGCCGUAGGUCUGCAUCAGUCAACUACAUGCAGCUGAGGAGAAUGGUACAUACAUUAUUGGACAGCCUGUAUUUCUCCUUUUUGAAAGCAUACUAACAUCACAGUGGUGUAGGCAGGAUACAUGGAGCCCCUGAAUAAUGGAAGGAGUAUUCACAGCGUGAUUGCUCAAGAUCUGGCCAUAAAUUCCUGUGGUUGUUAACUCAGUCUUAGUUCCUCCCUCUUCGCUGUUGAGCCCUAUGAUGAGAUUGUUCUAAUGCCACCUCUGCCCCUUGGUGGUCAUUGGAUGUAAGUGACUAAACACUCCGCUCUGGUUAGAGGUUACCCCUAGGCACAGUUCUGGGAUCAGCUCACCCUCACCAUUAGAGGGGAAAUCAGAGCUUGUCUGGAUAAGAGCGUCUGCUAAAUGACUGAAAUGUCAAAUGUAAAUGUCUUCAAUGUAUUCGAUCUAGGUGCUUGUGCAAAGUAAGGCAGUAAAUGUUAAACUGACCUUAAAUCAGUGCUUAGCUGCAUCUCACUUCAUCCUAUCCCUAUUCGGAUUGCAGUGGCAGGUUGGAAAGUGGGUGGAGGUGGUGAUAUUGAGCUCCCUACUAUCUGUGUGUUGUAGUUCUACUGUCUGUGUGUUGUAGUUCUACUGUCUAUGUUUUGUAGUUCUACGGUCUGUGUUUUGUAUUUCUACGGUCUGUGUUUUGUAGUUCUACGGUCUGUGUUUUGUAGUUCUACGGUCUGUGUUUUGUAGUUCUACUGUCUGUGUGUUGUAGUUCUACUGUCUGUGUGUUGUAGUUCUACUGUCUGUGUGUUGUAGUUCAACUGUCUGUGUGUUGUAGUUCAACUGUCUGUGGUUGUAGUUCUAGGGUCUGUGUGUUGUAGUUCUACUGUCUGUGUGUUGUAGUUCUACUGUCUGUGUGUUGUAGUUCAACUGUCUGUGUGUUGUAGUUCAACUGUCUGUGUGUUGUAGUUCUACGGUCUGUGUUUUGUAGUUCUACGGUCUGUGUUUUGUAGUUCUACGGUCUGUGUUUUGUAGUUCUACGGUCUGUGUGUUGUAGUUCUGAUAGUCUCCCUACUGUCUGUGUUUUGUAGUUCUGGCAGUAUGGGGAGUGGAUGGAGGUGGUGAUCGAUGACAGGCUGCCGGUGAAGGAUGGGAAGCUGCUGUUUGUCCACUCUGCCGAGGGAGGAGAAUUCUGGAGCGCCCUGCUGGAGAAAGCCUACGCCAAGUAAGGAGGGAGGAGGGAUGGGAGGAAAGGAGAAAAAGAGAGGAGAAGAGGGUGGUUAGAAGGAUUGAAAUGUAUAUAUGGGCUUUGCAUUUCUCUCACUCUGUAUAUGUUGGUAUGGGUUAUGAUAUCUGUAAGUCGCUCUGGAUAAGAGCGUCUGCUAAAUGACCAAAAUGUAAAUAAAAAUUACGUCGAAUUAUGUAAAAUGAUGUCUAUAUGUAUAUGUCCUGUGUGUAUAUUGUACAGAGAUUUAUGUUUUUAAAUAGUCUUUUGACACAGAGUUGUCCACCCUCGUUGCAGGCUGAAUGGCUGUUACGAGGCCCUGUCGGGAGGCAGCACGUCAGAGGGUUUUGAGGACUUCACAGGAGGGGUGACGGAGAUGUACGAGCUGAGGAAAGCACCCUCUGACCUCUACAGUAUCAUCAGCCGGGCCGUGGAGAGAGGAUCGCUGCUGGGCUGCUCCAUAGAUGUCAGUACUCAGACUUGUUAGAUUAUGUCAUAAACUCAUCAAAAAAAGAAACGUCCUCUCACUGUCAACUGCGUUUAUUUUCAGCAAACUUAACAUGUGUAAAUAUUUGUAUCAACAUAACAAGAUUCAACAACUGAGACAUAAACUGAACAAGUUCCACAGACAUGUGACUAACAGAAAUUGAAUAAUGUGUCCCUGAACAAAGGGGGGGUCAAAAUCAAAAGUAACAGUCAGUAUCUGGUGUGGCCUCCAGCUGCAUUAAGUACUGCAGUGCAUCUCCUCCUCAUGGACUGCACCAGAUUUGCCAGUUCUUUCUGUGAGAUGUUACCCCACUCUUCCACCAAGGCACCUGCAAGUUCCAGGACAUUUCUGGGGGGAAUGGCCCUAGCCCUCACCCUCCGAUCCAACAGGUCCCAGACGUGCUCAAUGGGAUUGAGAUCCGGGCUCUUCGCUGGCCAUGGCAGAACACUGACAUUCCUGUCUUGCAGGAAAUCACGCACAGAACGAGCAGUGUGGCUGGUGGCAUUGUCAUGCUGGAGGGUCAUGUCAGGAUGAGCCUGCAGGAAGGGUACCACAUGAGGGAGGAGGAUGUCUUCCCUGUAACGACAACAAGCUCAGUCCGAUGAUGCUGUGACACACCACCCCAGACCAUGACGGACCCUCCGCCUCCAAAUCGAUCCCGCUCCAGAGUACAGGCCUCAGUGUAAUUCUCAUUCCUUCGACGAUAAACGUGAAUCCGACCAUCACCCCUGGUGAGACAAAAACGCAACCCGUCAGUGAAGAGCACUUUUUGCCAGUCCUGUCUGAUCCAGCGACGGUGGGUUUGUGCCCAUAGGCGACGUUGUUGCCGUUGUUGUCUGGUGAGGACCUGCCUUACAACAGGCCUACAAGUCCUCAGUCUCUCUCAGCCUAUUGCGGAUAGUCUGAGCACUGAUGGAGGGAUUGUGCGUUCCUGGUGUAACUCGGGCAGUUGUUGUUGCUAUCCUGUACCUGUUGCCAGGUGUGAUGGUCGGAUGUACCGAUCCUGUGCAGGUGUUGUUACACGUGGUCUGCCACUGCGAGGACGAUCAGCUGUCCAUCCUGUCUCCCUGUAGCGCUGUCUUAGGCGUCUCACAGUACGGACAUUGCAAUGUAUUGCCCUGGCCACAUCUGCAGUCCUCAUGCCUCCUUGCAGCAUGCCUAAGGCACGUUCACGCAGAUAAGCAGGGACCCUGGGCCUCUUUCUUUUGGUGUUUUUCAGAGUCAGUAGAAAGGCCUCUUUAGUGUCCUAAGUUUUCAGAACUGUGACCUUAAUUGCCUACCGUCUGUAAGCUGUUAGUGUCUUAACGACCGUUCCACAGGUGCAUGUUCAUUGAUUGUUUAUGGUUCAUGGAACAAGCAUGGGAAACAGUGAUUUUAAACCCUUUACAAUGAAGAUCUGUGAAGUUAUUUGGAUUUUGACGAAUUAUCUUUGAAAGACACGAUCCUGAAAAGGGGACGUUUCUUUUUUUUGCUGAGUUUAGUUGUCACGUGCACAGGAUACAGCAGGUGUAAACAGUACAGGGAAGUGCUUACCCUGACCUUGUCUUCUGUCGCCAGAUCACCAGUAGUCAGGACAUGGAGGCUGUGACCUUUAAGAAGCUGGUGAAAGGUCACGCCUACUCAGUGACCGGGGUCGACGAGGUGAGCCAAUGACUGCUCUGGUUUGAGUGGCACUAAGGGGUCAAUUCCCCCAACUGCAUCAUGUGUUAGUGGAGUUCUGAACAGAGAGAACAAUAGUUACAUCCAUCUAAUUGGACACAAAAGACAGCAUUGAAACGAAUACUAAUGUAUCUACCUUUACAUCAAACAAAUUUCAAAUGACAUCAGUUUGAUUUACAAAAGGGUGGCCAUUUUCCCAGUUACUAUACAUCUGUGUAAUGCAGUAUCCCUCUCCAUCAGGUGGUGUACAGGGGGAAUAUGACCAAACUGGUCCGCAUCCGCAACCCCUGGGGAGAAAUAGAGUGGACUGGUGCCUGGAGCGACAAGUAAGAGACAGCAGCACCGCUUUACACCUCUCAUAUUACAUAUCAUAUAACUAGUGAGAGUUAUUUUCUACUACAGGUGUCAUAUUACAUAUCAUACUGUAUAACUAGUGAGAGUGGAUUUCUAUCCCUGUUGAUAUGGAAUACAGUCAGAAAUGUAUUUUCAUUGUGGAUCUUUUAGCUCCAGAGAGUGGGAGAGCGUGGACAGGUCAGUCAGAGGGCGACUCCAGAACCGCAGUGAGGACGGAGAGUUCUGGUGAGUGUGCGUGUGUGUGUAUAUUUGUUUCACCAAGGUCUGAUGGCCUCUGGGUAUGAUACUUGAGAGUAUGUGUGAGUUAUUGCAUCAUAUACAUUACAGACUGUCACUUCGUCUCCCUCCCUGCCUUCUACCUCUCGCCCUCUCCAUCCCUCCUCUCAGGAUGUCGUUCAGUGACUUCCUGCGUGAGUUUACACGUCUGGAGAUCUGUAACCUGACAGCAGACGCCCUGGAGGCCACCCAGCAGAAGAAGUGGAGCUCAGCCGUCUACCAGGGGGAGUGGAGGAGGGGCAGCACGGCCGGGGGCUGCAGAAACUUCCCUGGUAAGGAGGGAGGGAGGGAGGGAGGGAGGGAGGGAGGGAGGGAGGAAAUAAAGAAGUGGUACACAGUUGAUUAAAAUAUUUAUUCUGAUAACUUUUCCCCCCACAAUCCUUAGCCACAUUCUGGAUCAACCCACAAUUCAAGAUUGACUUGCAGCACCCCGACACAGCCGGCCAGUCAGAUUGCAGCUUCCUGGUGGCGCUGAUGCAGAAGGACCGGAGAAAGAAACGCAAGGAAGGCAAGGACAUGGAGACAAUCGGAUUUGCCAUUUACGAGGCAAGAGACCUUUUCUUUAUUUCUUUCUAUUGGGUUUUACAUAUCAAAGACAGUGUUUUGAGUAACUAGUAAUUGACUGUAUGUUUCUGUCUUUCUCUGUGUCUUUCUACAGGUUCCUAAUGAGGUAUGUGUGUUCUGCUGGCCAGGAUUAUCUUACAUUGGGUUGUGAGGUAACUGUGUAAUAAAUGGAAAAAUUUGUUGGACAGCAUAACUGUAUUUGAGAGGUAUUUAGUGCAUUAAAAACCUGUUGGACAGUGCAUUAACAACCUAUUGGACAGUGCAUUAACAACCUGUUGGACAGUGCAUUAACAACCUGUUGGACAGUGUGUCAUAGCUGAAGUGAAAUGUAGCCAAUAGGCCUAUAUUGACCUGCAUGUCUCAAAGGUCAAUGUAGCUUGUGCUUAGGCUCACAGCCAAUUGUCUCAUAUGGAGAUGCAUGGUAGCAUGCUCCGCAUUUCUUUGGUAGCGUUGUCCUCAUAAGGUCAGGGGUUAGAGGUCAGGGGUCAGAGGGUUCACCUCCCCCACAGUGCCUAGUAGGUCAGAGGUUAGGCUCAGCUAGAAGGGAUACAAUUAACUGAACUUCUGUGACGUGAACUAACUUGCGCACAGUGCUUUCCCUUUGUCUCUGUCCUCUCAGUAUGUGGGCAGGACAGGGGUUAGAGGUCAAGUGUUAUAGGUCAUUAAACAAAUUCACUCACAGAGCUUUCCCACCUCGCUAGUUAAAUUAGGUUCACCUAGUUUAACUAACUCACUCAUACUGCUUUCCCCUGCCCUUUGUCCUUAGUGUGUGGGCAGAUCAGGGGUUAAGGGUUAGAGGUUAGAGGUCAGGUGUUAGUGAGUUUACCUCCCUCACAGCAUUUCCCCCCUGCUCUCUCUGUCCUCUCAGUACGUGGGUAGAUCAGGCGUCCACCUGAAGAGAGAUUUCUUCCUGACGCACGGUUCCAGCGCCCGCUCUGAGCUCUUCAUCAACCUGCGAGAGGUGAGCUCUCGCUUCCAGCUGCCCGCCGGGGAGUACAUAAUCGUCCCCUCCACCUUCGAACCCCAGAAGGAGGGAGACUUCGUCCUCAGGGUCUUCUCUGAGAAACCAGCCAACUCAGAGUGAGUAAUAGGGAAACAGAGUGGUGAACAGGAAAUAUGAGAGGAUGGAGAUUAUGUACGGUAGAAAGGCGAUACAUUUGAUGUAAGGACAUUGAUACUAGUGUUCUUUUCUGUCUGUGUUAGGGAGCUGGAUGAUGACGUCACAGCUGAACUUCCUGCAGAGGUGAGUGGAAGAGACAAGGGCUGCAUCCAAAAUGUUUGAUAAAUAAGCCCAUACUGUAAUAUGCCGAUACCAGACCUACCAACAAGAAAGAAGAGUUGACGUUCCUCUGUAUCUCUGUUUCAGUCUCAGCUGGACGAGAGCCAGAUUGACGCUGGCUUCAAGAGUCUGUUCAGACAGCUGGCUGGGGAGGUGAGGAGACUAGGGAGGGGAAGUGAGGGGACAGCAGGGCGAAGGGGCUGAUGGGAAAUGUAGUCUUUCCUCAUCUUCUGUUUCUGUGCCUACAGGACAUGGAGAUCAGUGCCACAGAGCUGCAGACCAUACUCAACAGGAUCAUCAGCAAGCGUGAGUCCAUAGGAAUAGAAUUCGAACACAGUAUUGCGCUGUAUAUCUCUGUAUAUGUGAGUCUACUCGAGAUCAUUCACAAUCCUUCGAACUGAGACCCACACUGUCUGACUUUUCAGGCAGGAAUUCUAGUGGAAAUAUGUAAAGAUUUGGAUUUUACAGAUGCAUAUAAAUCAUCUCUCCUUCUCUUGUGCUCUCUCUCUCUCUCUCUCUCUCUCUCUCUCUCUCUCUCUCUCUCUCUCUCUCUCUCUCUAUCUCUAUCUCUCUAUCUCUCUCUCACACACACAUACAGACAAAGAUCUGAAGACAGAUGGAUUUGGACCAGAAGCUUGUCGCACUAUGAUCAACCUGAUGGAUGUAUCCUUGGUGUACUUCAAACAAAUGUUUAUACAUGACUAGUCCUCUUUGUCUGGUCUUUCGGCAUCUGUCUGGUCUCUCUGUCUGGUCUCUCUUUCUCUAUGACUGUCUGUAUAAACAGGGUUCCUUGACCGUGUCCUUCAGACUGAUGGUAGUGGUAAACUGGGACUGGCAGAGUUCCACGUGCUGUGGGAGAAGAUUAAACGAUACCUGGUGAGCUGAGCUAUAAAUCCUGUUCUGCUAUUCACUUACAUCAUUCUCUUGAACUGAGCCUUCGCUCUCGUCAUUAGUUCCUUGUCCAGUCUCAGUAGAGCAUUUCACUAGUUUCUCUCUCUGUCUUUGCCUCUCCGUCUCUCCUUGUCUCUCUCUCCCUCUCCUUGUCUCUCUCUCUCUGUCUCUCCUUGUCUCUCGCUCUGCCUCCUUGUUUCUCUCUCAUUGUCUCUCUCAUUGUCUCGCUCGCUCUCCUUGUUUCUCUUUCUCUCUCUCUGUCUCUCCUUGUCUCUCCUGGUCUCUCUUUGUUUCUCCUGUUCUCUCUCUCUCUUUUUGUCUCUCCUUGUCUCUCUCUCUGUCGCUCCUUGUUUCUCUCUUUCUCUCUCUCUCUCUGUCGCUCCUUGUUUCUCUCUCUCCUCUCUCCCUCUCUCUGUCUCUCUCUCCCCCUCUCUCUGUCUCUCUCUCACUCUCUCUCUGUUUCUCCUGGUCUCUCUCUCUCUCUCUCUCUCUCUCUCUGUCUCUCCUUGUCUCUCUGUCUCUCCUGGUCUCUCUUUGUUUCUCCUGUUCUCUCUCUCUCUUUUUGUCUCUCCUUGUCUCUCUCUCUGUCGCUCCUUGUCUCUCUCUCUCUGUCUCUCUCUCUCUCCUCUCUCCCUCUCUCUCUGUCUAUCCUUGUCUCUCUCUCACUCUCUCUCUGUCUCUCCUGGUCUCUCUGUUUCUCCUGGUCUCUCUCUCUCUGUGUCUCUCUCUCUCUCUCUCUCUCUGUCGCUCCUUGUCUCUCUCUCUCUGUCUCUCCUUGUUUCUCUCUGUCUCUUCUUGUUUCUCUCUCUCUCUCUGUCUAUCCUUGUCUCUCUCUCUGUCUCUCCUUGUCUCUCCUGGUCUCUCUUUGUUUCUCCUGUUCUCUCUCUCUCUUUUUGUCUCUCCUUGUCUCUCUCUCUGUCGCUCCUUGUUUCUCUCUUUCUCUCUCUCUCUCUGUCGCUCCUUGUUUCUCUCUCUCCUCUCUCCCUCUCUCUGUCUCUCUCUCCCCCUCUCUCUGUCUCUCUCUCACUCUCUCUCUGUUUCUCCUGGUCUCUCUCUCUCUCUCUCUCUCUCUCUGUCUCUCCUUGUCUCUCUGUCUCUCCUGGUCUCUCUUUGUUUCUCCUGUUCUCUCUCUCUCUUUUUGUCUCUCCUUGUCUCUCUCUCUGUCGCUCCUUGUCUCUCUCUCUCUGUCUCUCUCUCUCUCCUCUCUCCCUCUCUCUCUGUCUAUCCUUGUCUCUCUCUCACUCUCUCUCUGUCUCUCCUGGUCUCUCUGUUUCUCCUGGUCUCUCUCUCUCUGUGUCUCUCUCUCUCUCUCUCUCUCUGUCGCUCCUUGUCUCUCUCUCUCUGUCUCUCCUUGUUUCUCUCUGUCUCUUCUUGUUUCUCUCUCUCUCUCUGUCUAUCCUUGUCUCUCUCUCUGUCUCUCUCCGUCUCUCUUUCUCUCUCUGUCUCCAUCCCUCCACCAGACUGUAUUCCGUCAGUUUGACCUGGACAAGUCAGGCACCAUGAGUUCCUAUGAGAUGAGGAUGGCCCUGGAGGCGGCAGGUACAGUACAGUCCCUCCUUCCCUUAAACCCCAAUCUGUUUCUUUUGUAGUGCAUCAUCACUAUUUUGAUUUAGCCAUAGUAAGGACACCUGACUAACCGACAAUAACAUAAAAUAGAAAUUCAUACGUUUGACUUAUUGUUCUCUAUGAAAGCAUAUCUAGCUGGUUUAAACCCCUUUUAAAUGGUUCCUGCCUUUGUUCUUUCUCUGUCUGUGUCAUCAGGCUUCAAGCUGACCAACCACCUGUUCCAGCUGAUCAUUCUGCGCUACACUGAGGCUGACUUGACAGUUGACUUUGACAACUUUGUUACCUGCCUGGUUAGGCUGGAGACCAUGUUCAGUGAGUACAGUUAUCCAUCAUCCAUACGAUGUCCUGUAUAAGGUAUAUUUUACACUGACGUUUCAGAUUGGCCAAUGAUGUAUGAUCUUGAUCCCAAUGUUCAGAAUAGUGAAUGUCAUAUUCAUAUGGGUGCUUUACAUUUAGAUGAGUGUUUUAGCUGACUUUCAAUACUCUACUGUACCUACAGAAACCUUCAAGACGAUGGACACAGAUGCUGAUGGAGUCAUACAACUCAACUUCUUCCAG
Messenger RNA from Coregonus sp. 'balchen', 15801 nucleotides. NCBI's taxonomy places the organism in Eukaryota, Metazoa, Chordata, Actinopteri, Salmoniformes, Salmonidae. The record is from the annotation of a GenBank genome assembly.